AUGAAGAUCGCCUCGCUCGAUAGUUUAACUGAUAAUCCGAUCAAUAUAACCAAUGCGAGGAUUGAAGGCCCAUUCCCAAACAUCAGAAACGUUGCCAUUGGAUUCACAGUUUCGAGUGCGCUCUCAAUCUCUACUGUUCCCUCUAUCACACUAGGAGGCUCUUCGACAACAGAAAUGACAAUCAGGGAACUCACACUCUCUGGUGAUAUUACAGAGCUUAAGCGUAGCAAACAGGUUCAGACACUGAGGGUUGAUACUCUAGUGUUAGGAUACAACCUUUCUACCACUGAACUAGACAUUCCGUUCGAUGAUCUCCGCUAUCUAGACGCCGGUCACGAAUGGAUGACACGUCCUCUCAAAAGUAUCACACUCCCGCCCAGUGCCGUAAAUUGGACAGGUGGCUUCGAACUCUACAUCACCAAUGCCCCCGAUCUAAACCUGAGCUCGGCAUACGGUUCCGACAAGCAAGGCAAAACCAUUCAAACUUGGUACUGGCCAACGAAUAUCUCGUCCAUUGCUCUUAAUAAUGUCAAUGUAGGGAAUGGAUUUUUUGAUGCCUUUGUCGCCCAGCAAAACGGCUCGUCAAACAGCCAACCUGCUCCUUCUGUCUUGAACUAUUUUAGUGUAACUCCAUCACGCAACUCUACUGCUUUUGAUUGUACACCUUUCAUUGAGCUCCAGAGGAUGGGUCGUUUGACGAGCGGGACCGACAAUUUCCAUUGCGACAACUCGACAUCUACGACAUCUACUAGCAACGCUAUUCCUAUUCAUGGACCAAGCUCUCUCACCAUUCUCGGUGUUGUAAUGGGAAUUGGCAUCUGGGUACUGGCACCAAGUCUUUCCUAG
Messenger RNA from Penicillium paradoxum, 846 nucleotides. RefSeq lists its product as uncharacterized. Lineage: Eukaryota; Fungi; Ascomycota; Eurotiomycetes; Eurotiales; Aspergillaceae. The coding region runs from base 1 to 846 and encodes 281 amino acids. The transcript is spliced from 2 exons. The record is from RefSeq and is a predicted model, not a curated record.